Malus domestica (apple) is the source of this 1194-nucleotide messenger RNA. Lineage: Eukaryota; Viridiplantae; Streptophyta; Magnoliopsida; Rosales; Rosaceae. The record is from RefSeq and is a predicted model, not a curated record.
GGAAGGACCGUCGGCUGGUCGUUGCUGACUGCCGCUUGGAAGAAGAAAGUAAACGCGGAAAAGAAAAGUCUCAGUGGAGGGAAAAACGAAACAGAGAUACACACCAUACCAUCGGAUAAUCCGAUUGGAUCUUGGAAAAACCAGAGAGAGAUAGAACUCGAAUCAGCGAGAAAAAGGAACGGGAAAAAAAAUGAACAAAGUCAAGAGCUUGUUGAAGCCGAAACCUAACCCGUCGGAGCAACUCAGAGAAUGGCAGCGGCGCCUCCGCCAUGAGUGCCGCAACAUGGAGCGCCAAAUCAGAGAUAUACAGAAAGAAGAGAAGGCUGUACAUAAAACUAUCAGAGAGGCUGCCAAGAGAAAUGACAUGGCCACAGCCAAGGCACUUGCAAAGGAAAUUGUGAUGUCGAGGAAAGUUGUGAAUCGGCUUCAUGAGAAUAAGGCACAACUGAAUUCGAUAUCUAUGCACCUUGGAGAAAGUGUUGCACUUGCCCGUACCGUGGGUCAUCUGUCAAAAAGUACAGAGGUUAUGAAACUUGUCAAUAACCUCAUGAAAGCUCCAGAAAUGGCCGUCACGAUGCAUGAAUUUACCAAAGAAAUCACCAAGGCUGGCGUGAUUGAGGAAUUCGUAGAUGAUGCUCUUGAUACGGCAUUAGAUUCAGAAGAUAUAGAAGAGGAAACCGAAGAAGAAGUUGAAAGGGUCCUCAGUGAAAUAGCUGGUGAGACGGCUGCACAGCUCCCAGAAGCUGUGCGGAAGGAGAGGACAAAGGUAGCAGCCCAGAGAGCCAGUGCGUCACAACAACAGGAAGAAGCUAUAGCAGAGGGUGCAGACAAUGAGGAAGAGUUGGAAGCACUGAGGGCGCGGCUUGCCCAAGUGAGAUCGUAAAAUUUUCAUGUAGUUCCCGCAGUUCGUUCCCUUCUUAUGAGGAAAACUUCUUUUUGUAUUUUGUAGAGGCAUCUUAAAGUUUAGAAAUUUAUUGUUUUAUUUAUUAAGGGCUAUAGACACAGCUUGCUUUGUAUAAAUGAGACAAAUGUUGUAGGGUUCGGAAAUACUUUUAAAAUAACUGAAAGCGCUUUUGAUGAGCGUGCUUUUGGAACCCAAAAUACUUUCACCAAAAGCGUUUUCAGUUAUUUUAAAAGCACUUUCAAACAAGUCCGUACAUUAAUACAAUUUGUUACAUAGUUUUGUUUGUCUUA